GUGUGUGUGUGCAUGUGUGUGUGUGUGGUGUAAAAUGUGCUUUUCAAAGUGCUGAGAGGUUGAUGGGAAUGUUUGAUUAGCUCCUCUCAGAAGAGAAAAGGUGCUUGGACCUCUUCUUAUUUCUUCUUUAGAAUAAUUUGGAUGGGAUCUGUGAUGCAGAAAAGCUUAAGGAAAAAAGGAUAUCCAUUCUCUGUGGUGGAAAAUUUUUGAAAAAAAAUUGCUUUCUUCAAACAAGGGUGCCAUUUUGAUAUCUAUGGGGAUUGUUGUCCUCACCAUGAAGGCAUCUGUUAUUGAAAUGUUCCUUGUUUUGCUGGUGACCGGAAUACACUCAAAUAAAGAAAUGACAAAGAAGAUUAAAAGGCCCAAAUUCACUGUGCCUCAGAUCAACUGUGAUGUGAGAGCUGGAAAGAUAAUCAAUCCCGAGUUCAUUGUGAAAUGUCCAGCAGGAUGCCAAGACCCCAGGUACCACGUUUAUGGCACUGACGUCUAUGCAUCCUACUCCAGCGUGUGUGGCGCUGCGGUUCACAGUGGUGUGCUCGAUAACUCAGGAGGGAAAAUACUUGUUCGGAAAGUUGCUGGACAGUCUGGCUAUAAAGGGAGUUACUCCAAUGGUGUCCAGUCGUUAUCCCUUCCACGAUGGAGAGAAUCCUUUGUCGUCUCAGGUGAGACCACAAAAGCCUAUCAGAGCCCAUCAGCUCCCGGGACAACCGCACAGCCAGUCCCCCUGAUGCAAGUACUGGGGACCGCCGCAGCUGAAGGCACCCACACCACCUUGUCAAAGCCACCCCCAUCUGCAGGCUCUACCACCAGCAGCCUCAGACCACAGCCCGUGGGCCAGAGAAGCCAGGAGCUGGGGGAACCUGAAUUGUGGAAACCUGGAUCGGUGCUUCUAGAUGCAGGAUUUGUUCCAAAAAAAGAAUUAAGCACACAGUCUUUGGAGCCAGUAUCCCAGGGAGAUCCAAGCUGCAAAGUGGACUUGUCAUUUUUAAUUGAUGGGAGUGCGAGCAUUGGCAAACGUCGAUUCCGAAUCCAGAAGCAGUUCCUGGCCGACGUUGCCCAAGCUCUUGACAUUGGCCCUGCAGGUCCACUGAUGGGUGUUGUUCAGUACGGAGACAACCCUGUUACCCAGUUUAAUCUCAAGACUCACAUGAAUUCCCGGGAUCUGAAGACAGCCAUAGAGAAAAUUACCCAGAGAGGAGGGCUUUCUAAUGUAGGCCGGGCCAUCUCCUUUGUGACUCAGAAAUUCUUUUCCAAAUCUAAUGGAAACAGAGGCGGUGCUCCCAACGUGGCCGUGGUGAUGGUGGACGGCUGGCCCACGGACAAGGUGGAGGAGGCAUCAAGGUUUGCAAGAGAGUCAGGAAUCAACAUUUUCUUCAUCACCAUGGAAGGUGCCUCUGAAAAUGAGAAGCAGUACGUGCUAGAGCCCAACUUUGCAAACAAGGCUGUGUGCAGAACGAACGGCUUCUACUCGCUCAAUGUGCAGAACUGGUUCAGCCUCCGCAAGACCGUGCAGCCCCUGGUGAAGCGGGUCUGUGACACCGACCGACUGGCCUGCAGCAAGACCUGCUUAAACUCGGCCGACAUUGGCUUCAUCAUUGACGGCUCCAGCAGCGUAGGGACGGGCAACUUCCGCACGGUUCUCCAGUUUGUGGCCAACCUCAGCAAAGAGUUUGAGAUUUCCGACACGGACACGCGGAUCGGGGCCGUGCAGUACACCUACGAGCAGCGGCUGGAGUUUGGGUUCCACAUGUACAGCACCAAGCCUGACGUCCUCAAUGCCAUCAAGAGAGUGGGGUACUGGAGUGGUGGGACCAGCACGGGGGCUGCCAUCAACUACGCCCUGGAGCAGCUCUUCAAGAAGUCCAAGCCCAACAAGAGGAAAUUAAUGAUCCUCAUCACUGACGGGAGGUCCUAUGACGAUGUCCGAAUACCGGCCAUGGUCGCCCAUCACAAGGCAAUUCACUUGGUUUCUUUGGCAUCUACUCUCCUGCCGCUGCUCCCUUCAAGCUACCAAUAUCUCGUUUUUGUUUCUUCUGAAUCCAAAGAGCGCUUUUCCCUUUCAUCUUCCAUGACCUCCUGCAUCAGUCAACACUGCCCGCCACUUCCUUAUCGGAGUGAUCAUCUACGCCAUAGGCGUGGCAUGGGCUGCACAGGACGAGCUGGAAGUCAUCGCCACUCACCCUGCCAGGGACCACGCCUUCUUUGUGGAUGAGUUCGACAACCUCUACAAAGCGGUUCCCAAGGUCAUCCAGAACAUUUGUACAGAGUUCAACUCACAGCCUCGGAACUAAAUUCAGAGCAGGCAAAGCACCAGCAGAUGCCGCUUUCCCGACUGGCUCUGGGACAAUCCCCAAUGCUUUAUGGGACACACGUGGGGCAGCAAGGCACUUAGGGCUUGGAAACCGCAUGUUAUUUUUCUUUGCCAGUGUGGUUUUUCAUACUUCGAAACACAGAGUUAGAAAGGUGAUCAUAAAUUUGUAGAAUGAGCCAAAAUGAUACAUUGUUUUGGGAAUGCUGGGGAUUUUACAUUUUGAGAAUUGUUUUCAAAAUAAAAACUGAGAAUAGAACACAGCACUUACAAAGGCUUAACUAGAGCUUUUGUGAGAUUUGUAACAUUUUUAUUCCCCAUUAGAAUUCUGUAACUCUCCACAAGUUUCCUUUUUGUCAUGACAAUAGAGGAGUUGCUUAAUUAAAUGUUUGAAAGGAUUUCAUGCAGUCACUCUGACCAUGUCAUGGGUAGUGUUCACAGGGUUUGUGGCAGGGCCACCUCUCUGCUCUACUCAUACCCCAGAGCACCUGCCGUGCACUCUCUCCUGGCCCAAGGUGACAGCGCACCCUCGGGGGUGCAGAGACAAGGUGACAGCAGCACGGCUGCUCCCGAUUUACCUCCCUGGUCUCUAUUAUCAGAAUCACUGUGUUGCCGCAGUAUAUGGAGCAGUUGGGGAAUGGCCCUGGAGGACCACACUGACCUGGCUUUAAAAGUGGUGCAUCAGGCUGGUGCAGCCGCUCUCAGCCCGAGCUGCACAUUAGAAUCACUUGAGAGUAAAAUGCUUGUUCCCAGGCCCCGCCCUAAUCCAGUGAAAGCUGAGUCUCUGGGAAGGGAGCCUGAGCAUUGGCAGGUGGUACUGAUGAUCUGCUGCCAGGAUUGAGAACUACUGAGCUGCCUCGGAGGGGUCAGUGUUAGAGCUGUUUCCUGGGAGAGCCCCUGUUUAUGCCUGUUGUUCUGAGUCCCCUUUAGUUUAGCAUUUGUCUUGCAUAUUUCAUUUGUUAACUAGAUACUGUUAUUACUAGUUGCAUUAAAAUAAGCUGGCAUGGG
This is a messenger RNA of Balaenoptera acutorostrata (minke whale), 3316 nucleotides long. It is a transcript of the gene VIT, whose product is annotated as vitrin. The coding region runs from base 254 to 2212 and encodes 652 amino acids. The transcript is spliced from 14 exons. Gene Ontology annotation, cellular component: interstitial matrix. The record is from RefSeq and is a predicted model, not a curated record. NCBI's taxonomy places the organism in Eukaryota, Metazoa, Chordata, Mammalia, Artiodactyla, Balaenopteridae. Gene Ontology annotation, biological process: positive regulation of cell-substrate adhesion; extracellular matrix organization.